This is a messenger RNA of Baudoinia panamericana UAMH 10762, 1889 nucleotides long. RefSeq lists its product as uncharacterized. NCBI's taxonomy places the organism in Eukaryota, Fungi, Ascomycota, Dothideomycetes, Mycosphaerellales, Teratosphaeriaceae. The transcript has 4 exons. The record is from RefSeq and is a predicted model, not a curated record. Gene Ontology annotation, molecular function: NADH dehydrogenase activity. Bases 99 to 1700 code for a protein of 533 amino acids.
GAGGUGCUUGUGAUAACCACUUCAAGCACUCUCUCAUUCCUUUUCAUCUACUUCCCUCUCCAUUUAUUUGCUUCCCGUUUGCUUCCCUUCUCGAUCCCAUGGCGUUGCUGUUCUGUACUUUUCGGCCUUCGGUUGCCCUUCCCAGUCGGUUCUUCGCCGGACAGCGCAGAAGCAUUACUAUCAAGCAGCUAGAAGCUGCCAAGAACGACCGUGAACGAGUGGUCAUUCUCGGCUCGGGAUGGGCAGGGUACAACCUCGCCCGCAGCCUCAACCCGAAGAAAUUCCAGACUGUAGUAAUAUCGCCUCGCUCCUACUUCGUCUUCACGCCCCUGUUGGCCUCAACCUCUGUGGGCACACUCGAAUUCAGAACAGCGCUGGAGCCAGUUCGGUCCCGAGGAAGCAAGUAUGAGUAUAUCCAAGGACGAGCAGACGCCGUCGACUUCGGCAAGAAGGAGAUUAUGGUUCGCGAGACGGUCCGAGAUCCUAAUCAGGGCCUGCUGGGUGUACGAGCGGGCGAAGUGAAGGAUGAACGACCGCUCGAGAUGAGGAUUGAGGCUAGUAGAGGCUCGCUGUUCAGCAUGCAUUAUGACAAGCUGGUCAUUAGUGUUGGAAGCUACAGCCAGACCUUCGGCAUACCGGGUGUGAAAGAGAAUGCUUUCUUCCUGAAGGAUGUGCAGGAUGCGCGAAAGAUCCGGAACAAGCUCUUGUCGUGCUUCGAGACAGCGGCUUUGCCAACGACACCGGUGGCGCUGAAGAAGCAGCUCCUCAAUUUCGCUAUCGUGGGAGGCGGACCGACUGGCAUAGAGUUCUCCGGAGAACUGAAAGAUAUCUUCGAAGACGAUAUGUCGAGGUUGUACCCGCAGCUAGCAGAGCAUGUCAAAAUUACAGUGUACGAUGUUGCGGACAAGAUCUUGCCAAUGUUUGAUGAGAAGCUUGCGGGCUAUGCGCUGGAGCACAUUGCCAAAGGUGUCACGGUCAAGACCAGCCACCGGAUCAAGGAGCUGAGGCGAGGCUUCCCGAACAUCGAAGGCGUUGGCGACUUCCACGACGAUGUCAAAGCCAGCGGCUUCACGCUCAGUCUGGAGAACGGCCAUCAAUCUGAAGUCGGUUGUGGAUUCGUAGUUUGGAGCACCGGGUUGAUGUCGAACCCUUUCGUUGCCAAGGCCUUAAGCUCGUCGUUCACUGCGCCGGCGAGUUGCGUCAGGCUCCUGAGCAAUAUCGACGACAGCCCGGAGUCCAGCGCAGACUGGGAGGUGCAGAAGCAUCCAAGGACGGGAAGCAUAGUCACUGACGACUACCUCCGAGUCCAGCUCGGCUCCUCCGCAAGUCACUCCGAGCCGCAACCAGCGGCCAUCCUGCGCGAUGUCUUCGCACUGGGCGACUGCGCCGUCAUCGACGGCACGCAAUAUCCAAGUACGGCUCAGGUUGCGGCUCAGAAGGCGAAAUGGCUGGCGAAGAAGCUUAACAAGGGCGACAUCAACACGCAAGGCUUCUCCUUCAUGAGCCAAGGCAUCAUGGCUUACAUUGGGCGGAUGAAUGCGAUCGUGCAAAUGGACAAAGGCAGUCUGUCCGGCCGAGCAGCGUGGAUGAUGUGGCGAGGUGCAUAUCUCGUUAAGAGCAUAUCGUGGAGGAACCGGCUACUAAUACCCAUGUACUGGACGAUCAAUUGGAUCUUUGGGCGAGAUAUUUCGAGGUUUUGAGGAUCUGCAGGAGGACCUCUUCAAGGCGGUAGUGCUGCCCGAAAGUGUCGCAUGUGCUUGCGACAGCUCGCACAUUCACCUUCGUUCUGAAAUGGUUGCCAAGCGAGAGCGUCUGGAGUUCAAAGAUAGAAGAUAGACAUCAGUUGUACACUUUGGGAGAGCUCUACACAAUUCAUUUGACCAGGCCGC